AUGGAGAGGAUGCAGCUCGGCGUGGCCGCCAUGGACCGCAAGGCCCGUAGCAAACCCAUGCAGAACAUCCUCAACCGUCUCAUCAGCACCAAAGAAUUCGACGUCAUCAUCUUUGGCGAAAAAGUCAUCCUCGACGAACCCGUCCAAGAUUGGCCCAUCGUCGACGUUCUCAUCUCGUUCUUCUCCACUGGAUUCCCUUUGGACAAGGCGAUCUCGUAUGCGGACCUGCGCAAGCCCGUGCUGGUCAACGAUCUGAGGCUGCAGCAGGUGUUGUGGGAUCGACGCGCCGUGUUGGCCAUCCUGGACAGUGUCGGUGUGCCCACUCCGCGCCGGCUCGAGGUGGACCGCGACGGCGGACCUGAUUUGGAAGAUGUCAUCAUCCAGGACCUCAAAGACCGCGUGGGUGCCGAUCUGCGCAAGGACCGCGGCGUCAAGGAAUGCAAACUCGACAACUACGACACCCUCUCCAUCGGAGGUCACACGAUCUCCAAACCCUUCGUAGAAAAACCCGUCUCGGGGGAAGACCACAACAUCCACAUCUACUUUCCCAAGAACCGCGGCGGUGGAGGUCGCCGCCUCUUCCGCAAGGUCGGCAACAAGUCGUCCGAGUACGAUCCCAACCUGUUCGAACCGCGCACCGAUGGGUCGUACAUCUACGAGGAGUUUAUGGACGUCGACAAUGCCGAGGACAUCAAGGUCUACACCAUCGGACCGCACUUUGUGCAUGCCGAAACGCGAAAGUCGCCCGUGGUGGAUGGCGUGGUGAAGCGCAACCCGGACGGAAAGGAGAUUCGCUACAUCACCAAGCUCAGCGACGAAGAGAUCCAGAUGGCAACUAACAUCUCCAAGGCCUUCAAGCAGAACAUUUGCGGCUUCGACCUCCUUCGUGUCGGAGGCAAGAGCUACGUUAUCGACGUCAACGGAUGGAGCUUUGUCAAGGGCAACGAUUUUUACUAUGACAAGUGCGCCGAGAUCCUGAGUGGGUUUUGUCGGAACAAUGUGGUUCGGCGACCGAUUGCAGGGGGUGGGGUGGGAAGUGCUAGUCCUCGGGAACGUGAGAGGAGCGCAUGGAACCUCAAGGCGAGCGUCACGGUGUUUCGACAUGGGGAUCGAACGCCGAAGCAGAAGCUCAAACGGUCGUUCAAGCCGUCCGAGACGUGGGCGGCGCCGCUCAUUGCGUUGCUGCAAGGGAGGAGAGAGGAGAUCAUUCUCAGGACGCAACUCGAGCUGGUCUCCACCGCCGCUUCCGAGGCGCUCGCCCUCCCAGGGGCAAACACCGAGGACCUCGAACUCAUCAUCCAGCUCAUCAACCGCAAAAAGGACAUGGGCGGUACCAAGGUCCAGAUCAAACCGAGCUUCGACAAGACCUCAGGCGAGCUGGCCAAGAUGCAGCUCAUCAUCAAGUGGGGCGGCGAAUUCUCCCAUGCUGCACGUCAUCAAGCCAAAGAUUUCGGCAACAACAUGCGCAAAGACAUGAUCAUCAUGAACGCCGAUGCGCUGUCCAACUGCACGGUCUAUACGUCGAGCGAACGACGUGUCACUGCAUCGGCCGAGAUCUUUGCCGCUGCAUUUUUGGACGAGUCGAGUGGCGAAAAGGAGAUGAUCAUCCGCAAGGAUCUGUUGGACGACUCGAAUGCGGCCAAGGACGUGAUGGAUGUGGUCAAGAAGAAGCUCAAGGCGUCGUUGCGACCGGAUUCGCCGGAGGCGAACAGCAUUCCGGAUGAUUGGCCGGAGGAUCUGCCCCCACCGGCGCGGUUGGCGUUGGACAUUGCGCGGCUGCUGGCGGUGUUGCGGGAGAUCAUGCGCCAGAACUACAAGACGCUGGGUAAAGGGGUGGAGAGGGUGCAGACAAGGUGGUGCACCCACGAGACGCCGUCGUUGUUCCGCGAACGGUGGGAGAAGCUCUUCAACGACUUUGAGGAGGAUCCGCACGAUCCAUCGAGGAGUUCCGAGUUGUACGAUAUGCUGAGCCACGAUGGACUGCAUAAUCGGCAGUUCAUCGAGACGGUCUUCGCCGAUCCGAGCAUCGAGGGCGAGGAUACCGAUGCCAAGCUCGUCCACUUGCACGAGCUGUAUCGGAAGGCUUUGGCACUGUUCUCGUUCAUUUGCCCGAGAGAGUACGGGAUUACACCCGAAGAAAAGGAGGAGAUCGGGUUCCUCACCUCGAUGCCGUUGCUCAACAACAUCGUGGAAGACCUCAAAGGUGCCAAGGAGAGCAAGGGCAUCUGCAGUCUCUACUUUACCAAGGAGAGUCACAUCCAUACGCUGCUCAACCUGGUGCUUGCCUCGGAGCUCAAUGUGGUGAUGCCCAAGAUCCCGGCGUUGGACUACUUUGCCAGCAUCACGUUCGAGGUGUACGAGCGCAACUCUUCCACAACCGAUGGGGACAGUCCGACAUCGCAACAGCAGCAGCAGUAUUCGUUGCUCAUCAGCGUCUCGGAGGGCGCCCACUCGAGCAAUAUCUUGAGUAUCAACCUUGAUGCUAGACACGCAUUGACUCCGUUGCCCAGAAGACCAUUGACGACGCACAUGGACUUCGACGACGCCAUGGCCAAACUCGAGGCUCACAGCAGUAGGGAUAGUCGCGUGGAGAGAGGCAUGGUCGAGGGCUCAACGGUGUUCUUUGGUCAGGAGGACCCGGAUCGCCAGUUCAUGCCCAUCAAGAAUAGACGGGAUAGCGUCGAUACGGAUCGAAGCUCGGUUCGACAGGGUUGA
Kalmanozyma brasiliensis GHG001 is the source of this 2715-nucleotide messenger RNA. RefSeq names its product Histidine phosphatase superfamily, clade-2. Gene Ontology annotation, biological process: inositol metabolic process; inositol phosphate biosynthetic process. The transcript has a single exon. Gene Ontology annotation, cellular component: cytosol. The record is from RefSeq and is a predicted model, not a curated record. NCBI's taxonomy places the organism in Eukaryota, Fungi, Basidiomycota, Ustilaginomycetes, Ustilaginales. The coding region runs from base 1 to 2715 and encodes 904 amino acids. Gene Ontology annotation, molecular function: 5-diphosphoinositol pentakisphosphate 1-kinase activity; diphosphoinositol pentakisphosphate kinase activity; inositol hexakisphosphate kinase activity.